AUGGAAGAUGCCGGCGAGCUCGUGAGCCUCCUAGGCAGCAAGAAGGGUGAAAAUGAUGAGUUGCAGCCGGUCGAGAAGAUUGUGUUCAUCAUGGAUGCAAUGAAAACCACCGCCAGCAAGAGACGCAAGAUCACAAAGGUGCGGCCGAUCACUCUCGGUGCCCACAUGGACGUUGCCAAAAUCCGUUCCCUUCGUCUUCCAUUCCAGGUGGCAUGGCGCAUGAGGCUGACCCAUCAUCGCGUUCUCUCACCUGUGAGGCCUGUGCUCAUGCAUGCCCAGGAAAUGCAACUCACGCCGGGUGUGCACCGACUCUUCUGA
Molecule: messenger RNA, 318 nt
Organism: Symbiodinium necroappetens
Lineage: Eukaryota; Dinophyceae; Suessiales; Symbiodiniaceae
Source: the annotation of a GenBank genome assembly